This is a messenger RNA of Lycium ferocissimum, 507 nucleotides long. RefSeq names its product glycine-rich protein 5. The transcript has a single exon. Lineage: Eukaryota; Viridiplantae; Streptophyta; Magnoliopsida; Solanales; Solanaceae. The record is from RefSeq and is a predicted model, not a curated record. Bases 16 to 507 code for a protein of 163 amino acids.
GCCCUUUAGAUCUUAAUGCCAUUUGCUCAAAACAAUUGUCAGAAAACAGAAAAAAGGGUCACGCAGUUCAAAAAAUAUUCCUUGAAGAUGAUAGGUCAUGAGGGAGUGAGGGUAGGGGUGUUGGCAUUGCUUUGCUUUCAUGUCCUUGUGGGGAGUGUUGCUUUCGCUAGAAAUGUGAAAGAUUUUGAGGAUGAGAAGUUUUUUACCAUUGGUAAGGGAGGGGGAUUUGGAGGUGGUUUUGGCACUGGUGGAGGUUUUGGCGGUGGAGGCGGUUUUGGUGGUGGCGGUGGUGGCGGUUUUGGUGGUGGUGGCGAUGGUAUAGGUGGCGGGUUUGGAAAGGGUGGUGGAAUAGGCGGUGGAAUUGGAGGCGGCGUGGAGGGGUGGAAAGGUGGUGGCAUCGAGGGGGAGUGGGGGUGGCGGAGGCGGGGGAGGAAUAGGAGGCAUCGGAAAGGUUUGGGGGGGGCGGAGGAGGCCGGUGGUGCGGGGGCGGAGGAAAGGAGGAUUUAA